This is a messenger RNA of Megalops cyprinoides (Indo-Pacific tarpon), 1298 nucleotides long. It is a transcript of the gene gas2a, whose product is annotated as growth arrest-specific protein 2. The transcript is spliced from 8 exons. NCBI's taxonomy places the organism in Eukaryota, Metazoa, Chordata, Actinopteri, Elopiformes, Megalopidae. Gene Ontology annotation, molecular function: cytoskeletal adaptor activity; actin filament binding; microtubule binding. Gene Ontology annotation, cellular component: actin filament. The record is from RefSeq and is a predicted model, not a curated record. Gene Ontology annotation, biological process: actin crosslink formation. Bases 252 to 1193 code for a protein of 313 amino acids.
GCAGUGUUGCCAGUUGACUUCCGUCCUGUCGGCAGUGUUAUGCGCACAAUGUAAUGAUCCUCCGUGCAGUGAUCAGAUGGUAGGAGACCUGAGAUGCCCGACCUACCCGCUGCGCUUACUAUUGUAGGGGACAGCCCGGACACUCAGAUGCAGUCAAAAGCAUGAAGAUUGCGAGUCCGGACGGCAGAGGAACCAGGGAACUGCGGUCCACCACGACGCGUUUCAUUGCACAGGGACAGUGAAGGGGAACCAUGUGCAGCCCCCUCAGUCCCAAGAUGCAGCAGGGGCCUGGCCUCACUGAUGUGCAUGUGUACAGCCAGUGGCUGGCCAGCAGACACGAGGCCAGCCUGCUGCCCAUGAAGGAGGACCUGGCUCUGUGGCUCACCAACAUGCUGGGCCAAGAGAUCACAGCUGAGACCUUUAUGGACCGUCUGGACAAUGGCUUCCUGCUGUGCCAGCUGGCGGAGACCCUGCAGGAGAAGUUCAAGGAGAGCAGUGCGGAGCUGCCCCGCUCUGGAAAGCCCCUCCCGAGCCGGAGAAUCCCUUGCCGGGCCAGUGCCCCAUCUGGUUCCUUCUUCGCCCGUGACAACACCGCUAACUUCCUGUCCUGGUGUCGCGAGGUGGGAGUGGGAGAAACCUGCCUUUUUGAGUCUGAGGAUCUGGUUCUUCACAAGCAGCCACGGGAGGUGUGCCUCUGUCUCCUGGAGCUGGGAAGGAUAGCAUCCAGGUACAAAGUGGAGCCGCCAGGUCUGAUCACGCUGGAGAAGGAGAUUGAGCAGGAGGAGAAAGCACCUGAGCCCCCGCCCUCUCCCGUGUCCCCGUCACCCACCAAGUCAUCCAGCAAAAAGAGCACUGGAAAGCUGCUGGACGAUGCAGUGAAGCACAUCGCUGAAGACCCUCCCUGCAAGUGUCCUAACAAAUUCUGUGUGGAGAGGCAGUCCCAGGGCCGGUAUCGGGUUGGGGAGAAGAUCCUUUUUAUAAGGAUGCUACACAACAAGCAUGUGAUGGUACGUGUUGGGGGUGGCUGGGAGACCUUCGAGAGCUACCUGCUGAAGCAUGACCCAUGCCGCAUGCUGCAGAUCUCUCGUGUGGAGGGCAAGACCUCCCCCGUGGCCAACAAGUCGCCCAGUAUCAAGGACCUCACUCCCGACAGCUACCUGGUGGUGGCCGCCCAUUACCGGAGCAAGAAGUAAAUAAAACCACAAAGAAGAAAACAGGCCCCCACUCUGUAACUUUGGACAACUUCAGGACACUUUCACCAACAGCAGACUGACAAUUCAACCAGAAAUUCAAAAAAG